GCAGGAAUGAGGCCACACUAUGAAGGAUAAAUGACACGGGACAUGCUACAGUGACCUACAUCCGGCCCUUGUUCAUUUACCUUGCUGCUAGCUGAUCAAUAAGCAACAUUUCGCUAUAUGUGAGAGUGACGCCGCCAAUGUCCGCAUUCCGUCGGCGUCGCUUCCACUGCUAAAACAUUUUUGAGAGUUCCUUGAAUAUGGAUUUUAGCUAGUUCUUUCUUCUCUACUCUUUUAUUCAUUUCUUACUUUUGUUUCAUGUAUAUUUCUCAUUUUGCCAUUUACUCUUAUUCAUUCUUUGGUUCCCUGCCUCCCUCCCCUUCCCCUCUGUCCCCCCUCCCUUCUCCCGCCCACUUAACCCCUACUAACCCGUCUCCCGCCCUUCCUGUUCCCCUGUCCGACUAGUGAUGACUGGGACAACACAUGCUUGCAACGUUUACGACCAGCGCUUAACGACCACCUCCUCCAGUGCCACUAAGCUGCAAUAUACUGUUCUCAACGACUGAGACUAAAAUGCUGGUAUUAAAAAGUUCUUCGACGGUGCAAGAUCCGUUAUCUGCGUUUCGGCGAAUGUCUAAAUUGGCUGUAUGUGAUGUUCUGUAAAUCAGCCAAAGUGAUCUGGUUUUAUGUUGAAAAUACAGAAGUUCCGUGAUCAUUAUGUGACAGCAGUGACCAACUGAUAAUGAGUGAUACUGUGUUGUUUCCAUUCAACAAGUGACAGAAGUGGGAUGUGUGACACCAGGAGGAAAAUAUACGAUUAUUUUCUUUUCAUAGCCGGCCCCUGUCUCGCUUUUUUUUUUUUUUUAACAAUAGUAUAUAGUUAACUUGCGAAUGUUCAAGUAUCUAGCAGUCGUUUAGAAGUAUGAAUAACCAUCGCAUUCUAUGGACAGCCUUAUUGGUUUUCCUUGAAAUCAGGAGGAUUCCCAUUUUCUGUGAUGCUCAGGGGAGACUAAUAGAACCUCCCUCUAGGGCUUCUAUGUGGAGAUUCGGUUUUCGUAAUCCUGUGGACUUCAAGGACGACCUCCAGGACUGCGGGGGGUUCCAGGUGCAGUGGCGAGUCCACGGGGGAAGAUGCGGUGUGUGUGGGGACCCCUGGGACGCCCUCGCCCCUCGCCCCCAUGAAGCCAGGGGAAGGUACGGGAGGAACGGGGUCAUCGUCAGGUCCUACACGCAGGGGCAGGAGGUGAAAGUGGUGUCCGAAUUGACGGGCGACGAGGACACAGGACACAUGGAAUACCGGUUGUGUCCGCGAGCGAGCAAGAGGGAGCCGGAGACCCAAUCCUGCUUCUCAGAGCCGUUAACGAACGAUUACGGAGAAAGCAAAUGGUUGGUCAAUAUAACUGAAGGGUCAAAUAAAGUCAGUCACAGGCUGAUCUUGCCUCUUCACAUUACCUGUGCGGCCUGCGUAUUUCAAUGGCGCUUUGUGACCCAGGGCGCAAGGAGCCGUGAGGAAUACCGUGCAUGCGCAGAUGUGGCCAUCAUGCCCGACCUCAACAUUGCCACAUCUUCAACUCAGAAACCCCAAGUCUCUAUAACAUCUGAUCCGAGCGACGAUGCCUUCACAACAGAAUGUGCUAAAAUAUCUUCUCCUUCUCCGUCUCCUUAUUCCAUUUUUACUUCCCUUGUUUCUCCUUCCCCGCCUACCGCCAUUAGCAACAGUAUAGCUACAACAUCGAGGCGCGGGAAUUCUUCCAGAGAAAAUAUGGAUGGUAACAGCCCAAUAUCUGUAGCUGGCAACAUUGUUUUCACCCUGAUGAGCGUGGGAAUUGCAGUUUUGUGGGCUGCUAUUACGUAAGGUGAUUACCCUUUCUUCGCUCGGUUAUUUCGGGACAGAUCGAUUGGUUUAGAGGAAAGAGAAUGGAGGUUCAGAGAAAAUUCUUUUGGACAACUUCCAAACGGAUUUUAAAGAUUGGCGAUUUUGUACGGACCAGACUACAGUGGUGCCGAUUUUCCAGUUCAGAUUGCAACUGGUAUAUCAUCCUAUAUUCCCACAUUAUUUCAAAUCAUUUAUGCAUCUCCACGCUUGUCCAUUCACGGCUGAAAUCCUUUUCUUGCGCCCAAAGCCAUGUAUUACAUCAGUGCUUCACUUCAUUCAGAGAUUGUUUUGACGGAAAUCUUAGCCGUUAAGUUUAUUUACAAUUCAUUUCCGAAACCAUUCAGUCGGACACGGAUCUGAACACACGCAUGCUUUUCAGACUUAAACAUGCAUAUUAGUUGAAAAAGAUCACGUAUUCUUAAUACAUGAUGUAAGGAAAUAAAUAUUUGUUUGCUCAGUCGCAAACGAAUCCUUGAAGAGAGUUAAUAUGGAAAUAAUUCCGGUUUAAUUUUUACCCACGACAUUUGAAGGAAAGUUACACUUCUGGACGAGAUGUCUGUAAAUAAUCCAUGUCUGUAAAUGUUCACUAGAUGUAUGUUGUCAAAUGAUCGUCACGUAUAUGAAACUCCAAAUAAUUGGGUACAAAUAAA
Messenger RNA from Penaeus chinensis, 2463 nucleotides. RefSeq lists its product as uncharacterized. Lineage: Eukaryota; Metazoa; Arthropoda; Malacostraca; Decapoda; Penaeidae. Bases 860 to 1792 code for a protein of 310 amino acids. The transcript is spliced from 5 exons. The record is from RefSeq and is a predicted model, not a curated record.